AAAUAUAAAUUUAUUUAAUAUUAAAAACGUGAUGGUUUUUAAGAAACAUAUUUAAAUCAUUAAAAAUGGAUAAAGUAUCAUUUAAUGUACAUUGUAUAUUAGCUUUUUUAUUUAGAGUAAUUUUAGUUUUUUAUUCAAAUUUUCAUGAUAAAACUUAUAAUGUCCCAUAUACCGAUGUGGAUUAUAAGGUAUUCACUGAUGCUGCGAGACAUAUAGUAGAAGGAUCAUCUCCAUUUGAGCGAGAUACAUAUCGCUAUACACCACUAUUAGCUUUGCUUUUAACACCGAAUAUUUUUAUAAAUGAAAAUUUCGGGAAAAUCUUAUUUUCUUUUGUCGAUAUUUUGGUAACAGUACUGAUAAAAAGGAUUUUAAUUUUGCAAGGCUGUAGCGAAAAAUUGCAACAUAUCUGUGCCUUUACAUGGCUUUACAAUCCUUUCAUACUUGUAAUUUCAACCAGAGGAAAUGCAGACACGGUGGCUGCCCUUUUUGUUAUGCUAACUUUAUAUUCGUUUCUCCAAGAUAAAUUUAUUUUAACAGGUUUACUUCAUGCUUUAUCGGUACAUUUUAGGCUAUAUCCUAUAGUGUUUAGUAUAUCCUUGUAUUUUUCCCUUCGAGAUAAAAAUACCUUUGUACCAAAUAGAAACCAGUUGAAAUUGGUACUUAGUUGCGUAUCGUUGAUAACUUUCUUAACUGUUAUUAAUUAUUAUUUAUAUGGUUAUAAAUAUCUUUACGAAAGUCUUAUUUAUCACGUUAUACGUAAGGAUACUAAACAUAAUUUUUCCGUUUAUUUUUACAUGCUAUAUUUAUCUGCUAAUCAUGCGCCUAACGUAAUUCAGAAAAUUUUCACGUUCUUUCCGCAACUUAUGUUGUUAUUAUUGCUGUCUUACAAAUAUUCGAGUAAGUCUUUAUUGCCAUUUGCAAUGUUCACACAAGCCAUGGUAAUGGUUACAUAUAAUCCAGUAUUAACGUCGCAAUACUUUUUUUGGUAUUUGUCUCUUUUGCCCUUAUGUGUUUGGCGUUUCGGAUUAAGCGUUCGCAGAUCACUAUGUUUAUGUUUUAUGUGGGUCUUCAGUCAAAGUCUCUGGUUAUUGACUGCUUACUUAUUAGAAUUUCAAGGCUCCAAUACCUUCACCUACAUUUGGAUUUCUAGUUUAGUUUUCUUCGUUGUUAAUAUUAAAAUUUUGAACGACAUUAUUGUAUAUUGUAAAUAUUAAUUAGAAAUUAAAAGAUAGCUGUUAUUAUUAUCGAA
Eufriesea mexicana is the source of this 1249-nucleotide messenger RNA. RefSeq names its product Phosphatidylinositol glycan anchor biosynthesis class M. Gene Ontology annotation, molecular function: alpha-1,4-mannosyltransferase activity; GPI mannosyltransferase activity. Gene Ontology annotation, cellular component: glycosylphosphatidylinositol-mannosyltransferase I complex; membrane. The record is from RefSeq and is a predicted model, not a curated record. The transcript has a single exon. NCBI's taxonomy places the organism in Eukaryota, Metazoa, Arthropoda, Insecta, Hymenoptera, Apidae. Gene Ontology annotation, biological process: GPI anchor biosynthetic process. Bases 66 to 1214 code for a protein of 382 amino acids.